Molecule: messenger RNA, 1639 nt
Organism: Pyricularia oryzae 70-15
Lineage: Eukaryota; Fungi; Ascomycota; Sordariomycetes; Magnaporthales; Pyriculariaceae
Exons: 2
Coding region: 460-1359 (299 amino acids)
Source: RefSeq, a predicted model, not a curated record
CAUCUUAACAACUGCCAGACCUGAGAUAAAACCGACAUCCCUUCGGCAUGCGAACCCAACCCUUGAUGUCGGAUGCUGCCCGAUCUGGUCUGAUGGAUGGGAGGCACUAUAGGUACUGUAAGACCAUUCAUGUAGGUCGGCGUCCGGUCUAGCCUAGUUUGGGCCGGAUCUGGUCAUGAUACCAUACCAACAUCUGAUGCACUUCUAGAUCCCCCACGAUUGCUCAAGGGAAAUCAUUCGAUUCUCAAUGCUCUUUCUGGCUGUUAUUCGUUGAUUUCAGUAAUGCGCUUUGGGAAACUUGAAUUGCGCAGAAGAAAUACUCAAUCCAGUGAUAGCUAACCAGUUCCUUUCUUUAUUUCCUUGUUUCUUUAUUUGUUAUUUUAAGAUCGAGCCGUUUGGCUUGGCUCGUGACGGUCUCUUGAUCGAUCCUCGACCAGCGCCAACGCCAUCUACUGCUCCAUGCUCUUUUUGGCGAUCUUGGUCUUCUUCAAGCUGUGGUUCUCCUUCAGGAUCAUCAACACAACAUACAAGACAGUCUGCAGCUGGGCGUGGAUUCACACUCCCGCUUUAAGAUACACUGUCCAAUCCCCGCUCGCAAUGUCCUCAUUUCCUGGACCCUCCUCGUCACUGUGGCCGUCUUUUCUACUCCCAGCCAUCACCAUACCUUUCCGGCAACGAAGGACGGUAGCAGACAACAACGACGUAAACUCCCCACCCUCGCUCAGCUCUUCAGUCGAAUCCGCGACGUCGUCAAUCGCGCCGCCGGCCACCGCCACCCUCCGCUGCGUGCACUGCUCUACGGAAUUUGCCUUCAACUCCCAGGUCGUUUCCAAAGGCUUCACGGGGAGGCACGGGCGAGCUUACCUGGUGGCGCCUCCAUCAUCGCGCCCGACGCCGACUUGUCCGGCCACCGACACCCAGUCCACCAACCUGGUCAACGUCAGCAUCGGGCGUGCCGAGUCCCGUCGGCUUUCUACGGGGGCGCACGUGGUCGCCGAUAUCAACUGCCUGCGAUGCGGCAUCAAGGUCGGCUGGAAGUACAUCGACGCCAGGGAGCCGUCGCAAAGGUACAAGAUUGGCAAAUUCAUCCUCGAGACGUCGCACGUGGUGGUGUUCCGCGACUGGGGCGCAGAUGACGGCUCCAUUGGCGCGUCGGCCGACGACGUAGUGACGGAACGGCUCGAACAGCCGCGCGACUCGGCCGAAUUCGACUCUGAGGAUGAGGAUGAGUGCGAUGAGCUGUUCUCGGGAACAUGGGAUCCUCACACGAGCGCCAUUAGGAAGAGGGCAAAGGAGGAGGCGUCGGCUCGGUUGUCCAGGACGCGGAUGGAGCUUGAUGCUGCGAAGGCCAGGAGAUGAUGAUAAAUAUUGUGGGGCACCAGGGUUUUGUUUUUGUGUUUUUGAUUGAUAACGAUUUACUAUUUCUACUCAUGUACGAGCGUUUAACUGUAAGAUACCCUGGGAUGGAGGAUAUCUGAAUUGUUAUUGGAUUUUAUGCGAUUAAUACACAAAUUUGGAUAUACCCGAGUACCAAGUAAUAUCUGGAAGGUGUACUUUUUCCCACCGCGCUUUUACAGGGAAUUCAGCACUGUAACAACCCACAGCCAGACAUGUUUAAAUGUUAAAAUUUAAAUCAAAC